Molecule: messenger RNA, 2077 nt
Organism: Venturia canescens
Lineage: Eukaryota; Metazoa; Arthropoda; Insecta; Hymenoptera; Ichneumonidae
Gene: Syx7
Product: syntaxin-12
Exons: 6
Coding region: 327-1142 (271 amino acids)
Biological process (GO): vesicle fusion; vesicle-mediated transport; intracellular protein transport
Cellular component (GO): endomembrane system; SNARE complex; synaptic vesicle
Molecular function (GO): SNARE binding; SNAP receptor activity
Source: RefSeq, a predicted model, not a curated record
ACACGAAAUAGCGCGGUGUGGCGUAUUCCCAGCGUAUUCCCACGGCGAACGAUUUCUCGUGACGACCAAGGGGGGCUAUAUAUAUUCGUAAAAGAAGAGAUAUUUUUUUUCUCUCGCAAAAUAGGAUUUAUCGAUUGGUUUGUAAUUUUAGUGCUUCUUCGUGAACUUGACGAAAAAAAGUCGGGAUAAUUUAUUUUUUACGGUGAGUUUGAGGAACAACCAAAAAAAUAGAAACAAAGGUCACGAACGAGCAGUGUACACUUGGAUAUUUGGGACAAAAGUCAACUUACCUGUCAAGUACUGCGUCAAGUUAAUUAUUCGUUACAAUGGACAUUGGCUUUUCGUCUUAUCACAACGGUGGACCGGCACGGGAACAAGAUUUUGGAAGACUUUCGCAAACCGUUGGAACAUCAAUUCUGAAGAUAUCACAAAAUGUUUCUUCAAUGCAAAAAAUGGUCAACCAGUUGGGUGGAUCUACAGAUUCCCAAGAGUUGCGGAAUCAAUUGCAUCAGAUACAACAUUACACUCAACAACUUUCAAAAGACACGCAUGUACAUCUCAGAGAUUUGGCAGCUUUGGCAAGUAAUUCGUCGUCCAGCAGUCCUGGUGAAUUGCGGCAGCGAAAAAUGCAAAAAGAGAGAUUACAAGAUGAAUACACAAGCGCUCUCAACAGCUUCCAGGCGGUGCAAAGACUGGCAGCUUCGAAAGAGAAGGAAAUGGUGAAAUCAGCAAAAGCAAGUGCAGGCAUUGGGACAUUCGGCGAAAAGAAGCAAGAGACUUUGAUUGAGCUGCAAGACAACAGAACCCAAAAACAAAUACAACAGCAACAUUUGCAAGAUGAGCAAAAUUUACGAAUGUUGGAGGAGCAGGAGGCGAGCAUACGUAAACUCGAAACCGACAUCAGCGACGUGAAUCAAAUAUUCAAAGAUCUCGGAGCGAUGGUGCACGAUCAGGGUGAGGUGAUCGAUUCGAUUGAGGCAUCGGUGGAAAGAACGGAAGUAUUCGUAAACGAGGGUUCGCAGCAAUUACGAACGGCGGCAACGUAUCAAAACAAACUGCGUAAGAAAAAGUGUAUUCUCGUGCUUAUCGGAGCGAUAGCACUUUCGAUUCUAAUCGCUGUUAUUGUAUGGCAGAGUUCUUAAGGUGAAUGAUUUUGACUCGAGAGAAAAAAAAACAAGAAAGCAGAAGAGGAAAAGACGUUAUAGAAUUGGUAAAGCGCUAUAUAAGCGAGUAUGUGUGUGUGUGUGUGCGUGUGUGCUGUUAACGAGAGAAUGAGAUAAAGAAAGAGAGAAAAGGGGCGUUUCCUGAGCUUGCUGAAAACGGUAUUGAAGAUUUCAUUGUUGGAGGGCAGCGAAAUUCAUUUCGUCAAGUCUCAAAUUCGAUUCUAUUUAACUGAGAACUUUUUGAUCUAAAUUUCGUCAAGUUCUCAGAAAAUACCUUAAAACAAUGACUAAUUUUCGAAGUUUCUUACUUUAGCCAAAGAAAUAUUGUUUAAAAAUCUUGCUGCGUCCGACAGUGGAAAUCUCAGGAUCAUUGCUAAUUGAAUCGAAGAUGUGUUUCGAAAUUAUAAUGCAACAUAUAACAAUGAAGAAAUGCUAAAAUACAGAGUAUAAUAAUUUGCAAUAUAAAUAUCUAUCGUUUAAAGAAGAAACAAUUAUUUUUUCGCAGUCAUUUUGAAUGAUUUUUAUUUUAUUUGAGAUAAAUGCUCGUGCCUGAAAGAGUGCAUCCCGCGACGUCCUGCAUUUUUACUAUAUUUAAUUAAUAAUCAUGAAGUGUUAAACUACAAAUGACGAGAGUGAAGAAAAUGUGGUCAGUUUGGCGAGCAGAAAACUGAACAAAUUCUAAGGUGCGGCUCUGUCGAUCAACACCAUCGUUGGUUGCAUAAAAUUGACUCUUCACCAACAUCAAAUUCCAAUGAUUGGGGAAAAAAACAAAAACUAAAUCUGUACACGCGUAAAUGAAGGUCUAAUCGACAUUAUUGUUAUUAUUAUUAUUAUUAUUAAUACCAUUAUUAUGUACUCGAAGAGUACGUAAUUGACACUCCAUAGAAAAUAUAUAUAAACGUAUGUGAAACAUU